AGAUUUUUUUGAAAUUGAAAUGGUAUUCUUUUCCUGCAAUGCUUGUGGCGAAUCACUGAAGAAAAACCAAGUGGAAAAGCAUUACACAACAAAAUGUCGCCAAGCUAAGUCGUUGUCCUGUAUUGACUGUAGCAAGGAAUUCUGGGGGCAAGAGUAUGAUAAGCACACAAAAUGUAUAUCUGAAGAAGAGAAAUACUCUGGGAAAAACUAUGUAUCAAAGUCAGGGGCCAACAAAGGGGAACAGAAACAGAAUCAGUGGUUGGAGCAAGUACAUGCUGCCAUCAAUGGUGCACAAUCUGACAAGAGUGUCCUCCACCUGUUACACCAAAUUAAAGACUAUCCUAACAUCCCACGCAAGCAGGCAAAGUUUAAAAAUUUCCUGAAGAAUUCACUGCGAGUAAAGAAGGAAUCAUUAAUAGACGAAGCCUGGAACCUUAUAAUGAAACACGCUGAACAGACCAAGACAACUGAGACACAAUCACCAGAAGCUAAACCAAUGAAUGGAAAUCAUGAGCCACAGUCCAAAGCUGAGACAGAAAUAAUUCAGAAAGGUCAGACAAAAAAGGAAAAGAAGGAAGAAAUGAAAAAGAAGAGGAAAGAAGAAAGAAAGAGGAAGAGAAAAGCAGAUGAAAAUGGAGAUGUUAAGGAGGAGGAGGAGGAGGAAAAACCAAAGAAAAAGAAGAAGAGAAAGAAGGAGGAACAUGAAGAGGAGGAUAUGGCAAAUGGAGAUGUGGAGGCCAGUACCUUAACGCAGGACCUCAGUCAAGACAAGCAAGUAGAAGAAAAGAUAAAUCAGGAAAAUAUGGAUGAGAAGAGCAACAAAGUAAAGGCUAAAUUUGAUUGGGAGCAAGUCAUAACUGAAGUCUUACAUAAAAAAGGAGAAAUUACACUCAAAAAAUUGAGAAAGAAGGUUUUAGCUGAGUAUGCCUCUGUGAGAGGGGAGCCUGGAUCAGAAGAGAAAAUAUUGGCCAAAUUCAUGAAAAAAGUCAACAAGAAUCCCAGAAUCAAAGUUCACAAAGAGAGGGUCAAGUUAAAGAAUUGAACUGGAAUUACUAUAAUAUGUGAUAUUAAUUUUUUUUUUUAAUUUAACUGUGUUCACUAUGUUCAAUAAGAUUGUCAAGAUUUUAAACUGGUUUAAAGGACAUCUGACUUAACAUCAUUAUAUUUAUACUGUACAACUUUUAAAUGCAAUCAAUGUUAUGAUUUUUGUUGAAUGUUAAUGCAGUUUUGGUCUGGUAUUAUUAAUUCACCCGGUUAAAAUCAUUGUGAAAG
Messenger RNA from Saccostrea echinata, 1272 nucleotides. Its product is annotated as cell growth-regulating nucleolar protein-like. The transcript has 8 exons. NCBI's taxonomy places the organism in Eukaryota, Metazoa, Mollusca, Bivalvia, Ostreida, Ostreidae. Gene Ontology annotation, cellular component: nucleolus. The record is from RefSeq and is a predicted model, not a curated record. Gene Ontology annotation, molecular function: DNA binding. Gene Ontology annotation, biological process: negative regulation of transcription by RNA polymerase II; rRNA processing. Bases 20 to 1042 code for a protein of 340 amino acids.